CCGGCUCCGCUUCCGAGAGUGCGUCCCGGUUCCUGGCUCGGUGUGUGGGGCGCGGGGACGCGGCGCGCCUGCCGGGAAGCACGGUGGGGCUGGCUUCGGCGCUUCGGCGACUCUCGGGGACGCCUAGCCUGCCGUCGGGCACGGUUUGCAGGCACCCUGUCCGGUCACACGGCGUGUGGGGCCCACCAUGAGGCGCCUGGGCUCGGUGCAGCGGAAGAUACCGUGCGUGUUUGUGACGGAGGUGAAAGAGGAGCCCGCCACCAAGAGGGACCACCAGCCAUUUAAAGUUUUGGCAACUGAAACUGUAAGUCACAAGGCAUUAGAUGCAGAUAUACACAGUGCAAUUCCAACAGAAAAAGUGGAUGGAACAUGUUGUUAUGUUACUACCUACAGAGGUAAAAUAAAACUGUACUACAAAUUUUACUUUUAUUUCUUUAAUCUAUAAACUAUAUAUAUUUGAAGUGGGGCAUUUGUUCUUCAUAAACCCUUGAAAA
Messenger RNA from Manis javanica (Malayan pangolin), 494 nucleotides. Its product is annotated as RNA ligase 1-like. The record is from RefSeq and is a predicted model, not a curated record. Gene Ontology annotation, molecular function: RNA ligase (ATP) activity. Gene Ontology annotation, biological process: response to reactive oxygen species. NCBI's taxonomy places the organism in Eukaryota, Metazoa, Chordata, Mammalia, Pholidota, Manidae.